Ficedula albicollis (Collared flycatcher) is the source of this 1889-nucleotide messenger RNA. Its product is annotated as F-box only protein 34-like. Lineage: Eukaryota; Metazoa; Chordata; Aves; Passeriformes; Muscicapidae. The record is from RefSeq and is a predicted model, not a curated record. Gene Ontology annotation, molecular function: protein binding. The annotation marks the transcript as partial. The transcript has a single exon.
CCCGGGGACGGCGGCGACGGCGCCUUCCCGGGCCGCUCGCUGUCCGUCAUCGAGAUGGUGGCUUUCCUGGAGCAGCGGGCCAGCGCCCUGCUGGUGGACUGUGCCAAGCCCUGCGCGGCCUCCAACGCCGGCAGGCUGAGCAGCCAGGCCCAGCCCAAGGCCGGCUGCGAGCCCUUCCCGCCGGGCGAGGGCGAGGCGCAGGCCGAGCCGGUGCGCGUGCUGGACAUGGUGGCCAGGCUGGAGUCCGAGUGCCUGCGGCGGCAGGGCGAGCGCGAGGGCGGCCUGUCCCGCAGCAACAGCUUCCGCAGGAACGUGGGCAGGGUGCUCCUGGCCAGCGGCACCCAGCCCGAGGCACGGCCCGGGAAGGGGGCCCCGCCCCGGGGGGACGGCCUGGGGGAGGCUGGGAGGGCGGAGGCCGGGUUUGGAGGCCGCUGUGCCCCUCCGGGUGACACCGAGCUGUGGGAUGGCGGCGCCUCUGCCCAGCAGCCCUUUCCUUCGGGGCUGGACAGCCGGGUGGGGAGCGUGAAUUCGGGACUUGCCCACGCGGUGUUGGCCAUGACGGCUGGCAGGAGCGACACUGAAACGAGGAUCGAGCCUCCCAGGGCUCUGCUGUCCCCGUGCCCUGCCGCUGCCACGCUGCCGCCCGAUCCCUUGCAGAGCAAGAGCGCGACUGUUGAUUGUACGUCGAAAGAGCCUGUGAUUUUCCCAAAGCAUCCUGCUAGGAAAGAGCCCUUAUGCAUCAGUAUAUCGGUGACCAAGACAGAGGAAGGGUGCAGGAAGGAGAAGCUCUCCAGUUCUGGUGAGGAUUCUCUCCCUGGGAGGCUGUUUUUCCUCCAGGGUGAGCAGGCUGCUGCUCACGAGCAACAGCCACGGCAGGAGAGCACCCAGGAGAAGGCAGGGGCAGUAGCCCAAAACGAGGAUGAGGAUGCUCUGGCAGCUGGUAGAUUGUGUGUCAGAAGCAGUGUCCCUACAGAGCCAUUGGUCCCUUCUGUCCCUCCCACAGAAGGGGCUUUGCAAGUACUUGAUCCUUCCUGCCUAAAGCGGCAGGUUUCUCAUGACUUUCUGGAGACCAGGUUUAAAAUCCAGCAGCUUUUGGAGCCUCAGCAGUACAUGGCCUUCUUGCCUCACCACAUCAUCGUGAAGAUCUUCGGCUUGCUUCCCACCAGGAGCCUGGUUGCCCUAAAAUGCACUUGCUACUACUUCAAGUUCAUCAUUGAGUACUACAACAUCAGGCCGGCGGACUCGCGCUGGGUGCGCGACCCUCGCUACCGGGAAGAUCCCUGCAAGCAGUGCAAGAAGAAAUACGUCAAGGGGGACGUGUCCCUGUGCAGGUGGCACCCCAAGCCCUACUGCCAGGCUCUGCCCUACGGGCCUGGCUACUGGAUGUGCUGCCACCGCUCCCAGAAGGGCAUCCCUGGCUGUAAGUUGGGUCUCCACGACAAUCACUGGGUCCCUGCCUGCCACAGCUUUAACCGUGCGAUCCACAAGAAAACCCGAGGAGCCGGAGCAGAGGUGGAAGAGGAAUAUUAGUGCACAAACACUUUCCUGCAAGGUUGUUUGGGGUAGGAGGAGGAAGAGGAGAUUCUCAUGCCUUGUGCUGUUUACAGUGUAUAUAAUUGUCGUGAUUUUUUUUUUUUCCCCCCACAGGGCUAUGAAACUGCACAUACUCAAACACAAGAGCCUUUACCUUUUAGAUUAAAAGAGAGCUUUUAGUCCAUCUCUGUAAAUAACACUAUAAAAACUAAUUGUACAUACAGAGUCUACAGCUGGCUGAACAAGGUAACCCCUACAAUGCAGCUAUCCCAGUGUUGCGGCUAUAGGUGUGUGUGUUUUUAAGUGUCUUGUUUCAAAAUCUGUAUAUCCUGUAUAAUAUAUGAAUGUUUCUGAGA